This is a messenger RNA of Lutzomyia longipalpis, 9500 nucleotides long. Its product is annotated as vasorin-like. Lineage: Eukaryota; Metazoa; Arthropoda; Insecta; Diptera; Psychodidae. The transcript has 6 exons. The record is from RefSeq and is a predicted model, not a curated record. Gene Ontology annotation, molecular function: protein binding. Bases 2744 to 4423 code for a protein of 559 amino acids.
AGCCAACGUUUUUAGUCACUCAACAACACCCGAAGAAUUUGGACGCUUGUCGUUCCUUGAGAAUUCUCGGCGUUUUCGUGGUGCGAUAGCGCAUUUUUUGAAGGAGACUUAUUGCUGUUAAUAGUUGUGGUGUGGUGGAUGAUAAGUGCAUAAAGCUGAAAUUACAUAAAAUUGCAUUUUUUGCGGUGGAACAAUUCUGAGUAAAAAAAAUUGGUUGUGCUGCAUAUUCCCAAAAGAGCUUUGUGGAAAUUCCAAGAAGAAGAAAAAUGCAUCAAUCGUGCCGAAGUCACCAAGAAGUUGGUGGAAUGCUGUCUACGGCAAAAAUAGAUUUUGCUCUCGAUGUGAAAAGUGUUGCGGGACUCUUUUAGUGUGGAGAAAAAGAAGGAACUCUUGAGUGCCACCACUUCAUGUGCUGUGUACCCUGCCCUUCCGAAACAUCAAAGUAAGAUACACAUUAAUCCCGUGUAGUCCCUCAAUUUUUAUGUGAUUGUCUACUUUUUAAGUUCUUCCCCCCCAAACUGUGACCGUGAAAAUUUUCCCUCUGUGAGACAUUUCCUAUCUCUCUUAUUUCCACGGAUUUUUCCAAGGAAUUUCCCAAAAAAUUUUGAGAUUUCCUUGAAUUAUUUUCUUUGCACAUCACAAGAAAAAUCACAACAUCCUGUCCUAUGGAGAAUUUUUAAAAUUUUAUUCAGUGUGCGUCGUCCUUGGACCUUCACCCUUAUAUACCUACCAUCUAUCCUUCUCUAAUAUUCUCCUAAUAUUUUUAACCGUUUGAAACAUCUUAUUAAUUAAAAAAAAAAAGAGUCUUUUAAAUAAAUUCCUUGAUAAAUUCUUUUUAUAUAUAUUUUUUUUGUUAAGUAAAAUCCUUUCAUGGUUCAACAUAUCCAUUUCCUUAUGAUCUUGUGAUUGUCUUUAAACUUCCUAUAUUUCUGAGAUUUUGUCAUUGACCAAAGCUCUUGAUCUUCCUACUGUUUACCUUCGUUAAAAAGCUCCUAAUCUUCCUACUGUUUGUCUUUGUGAAAUACUCCUUAUCUUCCUAUUGUUUGUCUUCGUUAAAAAGCUCCCAAUCUUCCUACUGUUUGUGUUUGUUAAAAAUCCCUGAAUUUCCUCGUGUUUGUCUUCGUCAAAAGUUCCUAAUUUUUCCUACUGUUUGUAUUUGUCAAAAGCUCCUACAUUUCCUAUUGUUUGUCUUUGUCAAAAGCUCCAAAAGUGUUUGUCUAAAAUUCAAAUAUCCCGAUCGUCCUACUAUUUGUCUCUGUAUCAGAAACCCUUGAUCUUCCUAUUGUUUGUGUUCGUUAAAAAGCUCCCGAUUGUCCUACUGUUUGUGUUCGUCUAAUUCUCUCAAAAAAUCCUACUGUUUACCUAGAUCAUUUUCGUGUGAAAUCCUUUAUAAAACCUUCUGUGUCUUCGUUAAAAAAAACUCCCAAAUUUCCUACUGUUUGUCUUCGUCAAAAAGCUCCAUAACUACCUAUUGUUUGUGUUCGUCAAAUUCCUCUGUUAACAAUUUUGUGUAACCUUAAGUCCUUAAAAAAAAUUGUUGUGUAUUGUCUUUUAACCCUUUAAGAUCACAUUGUGUCCGUGUCAUUAAAAAGCUCCCUGUGAUCUUUCAAAGCUCCCUGUGAAUCGUUAAAAUCUCCUAAAUAUCCUUGUGUUUGUGAACUUGUCUAAAACCCAUUGAAAACCUCUGUUAAUCCUUUGUAAAACCUGUGUUUAAACCCUAUUUUGUCUUCGUUAAAAGCUCCCAGUGUUCGUCAAGUUUCCCCAAAAAAAUCCUAUUGUUUGUGUAAUCGUCAAAAAUUCCUCCCUUUGUCGAGAAAUAUUUUAUAAUAUUUCAUCUAUAAGAAUCCUCUGUGUUUUCGUCAAAAAACAUCUUUCGUCAAAAGCUCCCAAAAACUACUUCCUUCGUCAAAUUCCCACAACAAAGAAAAAUAUUAUUUGUUUAACAAUCUCACCUGAACUAACCAAUUCCCAUAGCUCCUCCCCAACUGUGUGUGUGUUCUGUCACAAAUUCCCCCGAAGCAUCCCCAUCAGGAAAACAACCCCAAACUUAACGAAACCCCCUUUCAAUCCAUCCCACCCACCAUCCUAAACCAUGUCUCAUGUGUUUUAUGUGUUUCUCGUGGUAUGUCACAACCCAUGAGAAAUCCUUGUGUUUCGUGUAAGUAAAAUUUCUGUUUCUUUUUCUCACCACCACCCCCACCACCAAAAACAUCCUACCGCCUCCCAGAACAAUUUUCCCGUCUACCGUGUAUACCACUACUGUGUGUGCCCUGAGAAGUGACUCAAAGACACCACCAUAUAGCACAUUAUCUGUGGCUUGUGCAGAAGUUAUCUGGUGAUUCUCAAUUGUGCAAAAUUACAUCGUCGGUAAAUAUCAGGGGGCCUCUGUGUGGGAGACUACCACCGACCGAAAACCCUAUAUGCUGUGAGAGACUUUGCUUGAAGAAAACAUCUGUAUACGAGAAACGCCAGCAGCACAAGAACUAAAUAAACGUGGGGAUUACUGAUUGACGUGACUGUGCGGACACACAAAUUGAGCCAAGCUGAGGAUCCUUUCAUCUGUCGUCCAAUUUGUGACAUACUGCCAUCGAAGCUAUGAGAUGUGGAAAGCUCCAUUGAUCGGGGGUUCCACCAGCUGUUGAACAUACAUACACUGCGCUGGGAUUCCAUAUUAAUAGGGUUGACGAGAGAGCUUUUUUGCGGAGGUACAUCCAAUCCACCUGACAGAAACAUCACACAAAAAAUGGGAAACAUGAACAACAUGCUGAUUGUCUUCAGUUUCAUCCUCCUCCUGGGCACAAGUGCUGCAUUCUGCCCAUCCAAAUGCACCUGUGAUGGAGAUAAAUAUCUCAGAGCAUCAUGCGUAGAUGCCGGCCUGGAGGUAGUACCAAUUCAACUGAAUCCCGAAGUGAAGUCCAUCAAUCUUGCCAAGAAUCUCAUCACCAGCGUCCACUACACGCUAUCCUUCUACAUGAGUCUCGAGAAGUUGGAUCUCUCACAGAAUCGCAUUGAGUCGCUGGGUGGGAAGAAUUUUGAGUAUCAAUAUGAUCUGGGUGUGUUGGAUUUGAGUCGAAAUCUCGUGGGUAGUCUGGGCAAGGAUGCCUUCCGGGGGCUGAAGAAGCUACGAGCUCUGAAUUUGAGUGACAACUUCAUUGAAGGUAUCCACAGUAAUGCCAUGGCAGAUCUAGUUUCACUCGUGGAGCUGGAUCUCACCAAUAAUCGCAUCAUCAGCUUCGAGGAUUCAACAUUCCAGAAUUUAAGUGCAUUGGAAGUACUUCUCCUUGAGAAUAAUCAAAUCUUGGAGGUGCCAACGAGUAAUUUGCUGUACUGCCACCAAUUGCGGCAUCUCGAUCUCACCCGGAACUUCAUUGAAUCCGUCCGCAAUGAGAGCUUCCUUGGGCUCAGACACCUCGAGCACCUGGAGCUCGAUGAUAAUGUCAUCAAAGAUGUAGAUGUAGACGCCUUCACGGGAUUAGUGGCUCUCACAUGGCUAGAUAUAGCUGACAACAACCUCACAGUGAUGCCAACUGUACAAUUGUCGAAGCUGUCGAAUCUAACGAAUUUAUCCCUGAGUGGAAAUAGUUUCUCAUAUUUACCCGCGGUGGCACUAUUGAAUUUGUUCAACUUGCGGGAAUUGCACCUCGAUCGUCUCGAGCGCCUGACUCGAAUUGAUUCACGGGCUUUUGUGGACAAUACACAUCUCCAGCUAAUCACGCUGGAUGCCAAUCCGGCUUUCUGUGAUCUACCACCGCGACUCUUUCACGGGAAUCCCAAUCUCGUGGACAUCUCAAUGCGCAGCAAUGGGUUGAUGACGCUCGAUGCAAUCCAAUUCCCACUGGAUCGACUACGACGAUUGCAUCUGGCUGAAAAUCCACUUGAGUGCAAUUGUUCCCUCCUUUGGCUGUGGCGCCUCGUGCACGAGGAAGAGGCGACGGAUGUGGGUGCUGAAGCAGCAGCCACCGGUGAGACUCUCACAUUCGAUCGUGAUGCAAUCACAUGCGACGUGCUGGAGGACAACGUACGCACCCGCAGACGUUUGAUAGAUAUGUCUGAGGGUGAGAUUCAAUGCCCAGCACGCCUCGUGACGAUCGUCUGUGCCAUCCUCACGGUUCUCCUUGUCACAAUGGCGGGCGUGAGUGUGGUGCUGUACGUGCAAUUUGCACGACGACGGAAGCGUAUGAUUGAGGAGCGAAAGAAUGUAAAUGAGCGCAUUGUGCCGCAACAAAUUGACAAGAUGGAGCUUGAGCGCUACCUCCAGGCACAGGCACUCACGAGUGAGUACCGCACGCUCCGUCCGUGGGAGAUUCCCAUCAAGGAGGCUGAUCGCGAGGAGCCAGAUCACUAUGAGAAGUUUGACUAUUUCGACCACCGCCGCAUGCCACCCCCCAAGGCAGCCCCCGCACCCCACGUUGUCUACGUAUGACUCCCAGGAAUUGGUCACACUAUUCACAGGUAAAAUGUGAUUGGAUCCAAUGGGCAUCUGUACAUUAAUCCAGCACUCCCUCUCUAUCCCCAAAAAAUCCGCAUAUCCCAUUCGCAACUGCAGCAAGUCUCAGCGCGGAGCUUUAAGCUCACAUUUGCGUGAAUUUUGAUCAAUUUCUGAUCAUUCUCUGUGUACAUAAAUCAGUUAGAUUGUUUCAAUUUAGCUAAUAAUUAAAAUAAAUAGAUUUUUGUGAAUUAAGCAUAAGAUUAGUUAAAGUUUUUCUUUCUUCAAGAAAGAGUUUAAAAUAUUUUAGUUUAUUAAGUUUUUUCUUAAGGUGAAAAUUCUGGCACUCGUUUUGAAUGAAAUUGUUGAAUUUUCCUUAAUUUUCCUUUUAUUUAUGUGACCUUCAUAUUCUUUAUUUUGCUUUUUUCAUCAUCCAUCAAUCUACCCUAAAACAUUCCAAUUCAAGGAUAUUUUUCUAUAAAUUAUGAUUUUCUUUUAACAUUAAUUAUCUUUUGAAAACUUUGGUCUUUUCAGUUAAAAUUUGUAUAAAAAUCGAUUUCUUUUAAAAAUAUUUUGAUAUCUUAUGGAUUUAGUCUUGAAAGAAUUAUGUCUUCUUCUCUUCUAAGAAGAUGGAGUCUAUUUAUUUUUUGUUUGUGCUAUAAUUUCUAAUACAUUCGAAAGGACAAAUCCAGACCGACUUUCCAAUUUUUACAAUUGGGAAAAAUUGGAUUUUUUUUUUUCAAAAAUCUGGCCCUGCUUUACAUAAUUUGCUUUCACUAAAAGCAUAUGCGUUGAUGCUUUGAUCCAAUGCUUUCGAAGAAAAACAUUCGAAGCUCUGAAGCAUAUGUUUUAAGCUAUUUAAAUGCAAAAUUAGACAAAAAAAAUUGGAGCGUUAUUUUUGAGCAAAUCUUUAUCAAUUUUUCUUUGCUUUGAGAUGAAUAUUAAAGAGUUGUUCUAACUGCCUAAAAAUAUUUAUUUUUCUUCAACAAUAUUUCUUUGUGUUUGAACUAUCUUCAAAUAAAAGCCUAUAUCAUGAAUAAAUAUGAAUAAACAUCCUUUAUUUUUUGAAAACAAUGCCUUUAAUGUCUCAGUUCUUCGCCUUUAAACACAAAAAAUCUAUUAAAUAAUCACAAAAAGCCAUCAAAAGGGUGCUCUAGAGCAAGAAUAUAUAUUAUUUUAAAUUAUUAAGAAAUUGCAUUGCAAAAAUGAAAGCUUGAAGCAGUUGUGAAUGGGAUGUGCCAACCAUGACGAAGAAAAUAUUUAUAAAUUUUUCUUGAAUAAUUUAGCUGAUGAUGUGCAAAGACAAAGUGCAAAAUGUAAUUGACAAAAAAAAGGAAAGCAAAAGUUAAAAAAAAAAAUAGAAAAGGAGUGACGAUCGAGAAGCAAUAAAAAUGAAAAUAAAUAAUUUAAAAAAAAAUGAGCAAACGUGAAGUGACGUGAGGGUGAAUGAAAAUAAUUGAAUAUAUUAACUAUUUUCAUAUUCUAUGAGGGAUUUGUAUAAAAUAUUUAUAGAGAACAAAAAAGUGGACAAUUUAUUAAUAAUCGUAAAUUAGAGCGGAAUCCAGCACAAUCACAGAGUGAAAUUCUGAUCCACCUCCCCCCGGAAAACACCUAAAAACUUAACCACACACGCCAGGAUCAUUUUCAGUGGGAUUAGUGGGAAUGAAAUACACCGAAAUUAAUUUAACCCACUCGCAUUUAUCACACAGUCGCGGAUUUAUCUGCGGGGAUUCUUUGUGUAUAUUUUCAUUUAUUUUAAUGCCUUUUUAUGUGAAUUGCGGGGGGAGGGUACACACGCAUAGUCCGCCAAUUUCAUAAUUGAGCGACGUGGAAUUAAUUUUUCAGGAUCAUCCCCUAUUUUCACCCAAAAACCCCCACAGGGUUGUCCCUACCCCAAAACCCCGAAAAAAAACCAAGUAUAUAAAUCAGAAAGGUUUGUAAGUUAAAUACAUAAUACAAAGGGAUACGGACCACUUGAAUUUUGUUGCUACAUCCUAAAAAAAAAGAAACCUUUUUUAUGUACAUUUAGGAGAAAGGAAUUUGUGGGAAGAAAUGGAAGAUUUUAUGAGAGAAAAAAGAAUCAAUAAAAAUCUCUAGAAUAAAAAUAGGUAAUAAAAUAUUGUUGAAUGAAAUAUUGAAGAAAAAAAAAAGAAAUUCUAUUAUGUAUGUUCAGUUUUCGUGGCUGCAGCCCUCCGUAUCUUCAUUUCCAUAUACAAAAUUCCACAGAAUUUUACAACACUCAAAUUCCUCCGUGAAUCCGUGCAUCUUCUAACUUUCUCCCCUUUUUGCAUGGAGGGAGAGAAUAUAAAUUGGACAUUGUUGCGAUAGUGGAGUCACAGACACGCUCGCUGUGGUGACUUUUGCAAUUAGAAGUGGAGAAACUGUAUAAUUUUUCAUGCUUCCACUGAUGCCACACGUUUUAUAUAUUCACCUCCCUCAACCCCAUGAACAAAUGGCCGUAAAAAGUUCCGCAAAAAGGGUACAUCAUUGAGCGAAGUAAAAUACAUUUGUUUCCUUAAAGAAAUUUUGGCGUUUCUGAAGAAUUCAAAAAGUUGAUUUUAACGAUUUUGUAGGUAAUUUAUUUACUUACAAAGAUAUUUUGCAAAAAAAAAACUAAUUUUUCAUUAACAUAAUUAUUUACCUUGGUUAAAAAAAUGUUUUAGAUAAUGGUUAAUUGAGGUUAAUAAUACAUAAACUAAAGUUGAAAGAAUAAUUAACAUUUAUUAAACCUGUCAUACGUAGUGAAAGCUUUUAUGAGGGCAAGAAAAAACAUUCUUUCUGGUUUUUUUCCGAACAUUCAGUUUUAGAGAAAUCUGAAUUGUUUUUAAUAUUCAAUUAAUGAAAUCUUAUUUUCCGACGGAUUAUCUUUUAGAAAAACCAAAAAAUUCAUUUAGAAUGUCUUCUGAGUCAUCCAGAAAAAGACAAAUUAUAUUUUUCCGGAAGUUGAACAGUAAAGAAAUCUAAAUAGCUUUUAAUAUUCUGCUAAUAAAAUCUUAUUUUCCGUCGUCUUAACUUUUAAAUAAAGCCCAAAAUUCAUUUGGAAUAUCUUCUAAGGCAUCCGGAAAAAAUCAAAAAAAAUUUCCGGAAUUUGAAUUUUAAAGAAAUCUUGAUGUUUGUAUUCUUUAUAAUUUUUUUCAUUGUCUGUACUUUAAGAAAAAGCUAAAAUUCAUUAAGAAUAUUUUCUGAUGCGUCCGGAAAAGGACAAAUUAUAUUUUUCCGGAAGUUGAAUUUAAGAAAAAUCUUGAUGUUUUUCUUUGUAUUCUUCAUUAAAUUUUAUUUUUCAUUGUCUGGACUUUUAGGAAAAUGGUAAAAAUUAGUUAAAACUAUUCCGAAGUCAUUCGGAAAAUGAAUGAAAAUAAAAUUUUCCGGAAAUGUAAUAAAAUGUGUAAAAAAUUACGAAAUAAAAAUUAAUAAAUGGAGUAAAAUAUUAAACACAAAAACAGAACAAAUAAAGUGUUUCAAGCAAGAGUCAGUGAACGAUCAAUGAUCCAUUGAACGUUAAAUUUUCAUUUACCAAUACUCGUAAAAAAAUGAAUAAUAUUAUUGUUAUUGAUCAAUAUUCACAAAUAUUCAUAAAUAUCAAGCAAGAAAUAUAUUUUUUUUAUAAUAAACCCUAUUGAACCUCUAAAAUUUCAACGACAAAUUAAUUAAUUUCUGAACAAUAUUUUAUCAAGAAAAUAAAUUUUGUGUUGUUUUAGAGCUCAAUGAGUACCCCCUUGAUGCCAUAACUCUGAUGCGAUCAAUUUCAAUCGCAGCGCCCAAAAACACGGAAAUUACUGAUUCCCCGAGACAGUGGGGGAUGGAAAAUGAUAUGCAGAGACUUUUAGCAAGGGCGGUUAAGGGGGGAGGGGGGAGGGAUGAACAAAGACGUAUGCAGGGAAGGAAGGGGAUUGAUUUGCAUUUUAAACAAUUGAAAUAAUUAAUUUGCUCCAUUGUCUGACGCGCUGUAUUCUGGAGUGUAGAAAAUUUUAAAUUGAGUUUUGUGAUGGCAAGGAGAGGACUUGUCCCAGCCGCACCAGGGGGCUCCAAGGGGGGGAUUGAUAUAAAAAUUCAUGAAGUGGUAAAAUGUGAGUUGGAGUCCCUUUUCGAGAGUGGCACACAAGUUUGAUGGCGCGCACAUUCCAAGUCAAGAAAAUCACAUGGAAUGGGACAAGGAUGGGAAGUCAAGAAAUCAGUGGUGUCUCUGCGAUGUGGGGGGAAAACUUUUGGUGUCUUGGUCUGCGCAAAAGGGAAAAGUUUUCUUGGAGAAAUUCAAUGUGUUCAUUGAAUGAGAUACCACCGCACAAAACUUGUACAAUUAAUCUUACUAUCAUCGUCGCAUUUUUCUUCCUCAUUUCCCUUCUCACCCACGAGGAAAGUGAAAGAAGAAACUUCCCGUCAAUGGUAUUUUAUUGAAAAGACCAUCGCAUGUACCUCCUUGCAAAGUAGAUUUGUGUAGCCGUUAAACGGUGUAGAAAGAUUUAAAUUUUCAAAAAAAAAUUCUUUUUUCAUUCAAACAUCCAAAAAUCCCACGUUUUUCACCCACAAAACCCAUUAGAACAAAAGUUUAAAAAAAAAUAAAUGUGGUGCUAAUCUAUUAAAUAAAAGGAUAAUGUGAAAAUGUAAAAUAAAAUCGUGUAUAGAUAGUUAAUAGUUUUUAAGGUAAAGAAAAAAAAAUAAAUCUUAUAAUUUGCUGCAGUCACGAAGACGUAAAUGUGUCAUUUUACAUAAGCAAAUACAGCCACACAAAAAGGACCUAUAGAAGAGCUAUAAAAAAAAGUAAUUCCCUAAUUAAAUACAUAAAUCCUUUUUAAAAAAAAUCUCUCAGAGUCCACCAGCAAAAAAAAUUGACAAUAUCUCUCGCUGAAAUAAGAAAGAAAUUGAAAUUCCUUUUGUGGCUAAAUUGACAACAAAAAUUUAUUCUAUUUUGUUCUCUUUAUAAUUUUCAUUGAAAGGAAAAUCUUCCGUUAAGAAAAGCGAUAAAACAUGUUAUAUUUCUUAUUAAAAAACAUUUAAUUAUUAUAUAUUGUAUAUUAAAAGACUGACUUUAAGCUGAAUAAAAAAAAUGAAAGAAAAAAAUUACGUUCAAAAAAUA